AGCAACACAAGACGACUGCCUUUGCCCACAACAUAAAGAGAGCAACUCGAAGCUUCAAUGGCAUACCGAGUGCCCCACGAUAGAGACCGUCGUGUCCACAUCAUCCUCCACCAAGACGGCGCGGCGGUCACCGUUCUCGGCGUCUUCGAAGAGCUACAAGACGCCAACCGGGAUUGUCUGUUCCAAGCUACGCAAGCGGGCAUCCAACUGUUACAAGAAUCACCUACUCAGGGCCCCGACAAGUACCACAUCACCCCAAUCGAGCCCGCGCGGUGGGAUACGCCGGACGGCGUGUCGUGCUGGGUCGAGAGCCAUACGGUGGAACCGAGUCGAGUUGCGGGAUCUAACCUGAAGACGCGCUGACAAGGGCUGAGGGUUGGAAUUUGACAUGACGAACGAAACGAGAAGCACAACAAUUGUGAUGAAAUAAAAAAGAAGGGAAAAGUCAGAGAAGAGAUUCAAGUCAACUUGAAGGGACACGGGAGGAAGAGCUUUGGUUACAUUGAAAUAGCGAUAUGCAGCAGCUUGGACAUCAAACGGCAGCACUGAAUUAUACCCACUGUAGUCUACGUGGAGGUGGCGAAUGGAGGGCACAUAAGCCGGGAAUAUUUCCUGCACAAUGUACGAUUAGCUGAGAGUUAUGAAUGCACACGGUAUUGCAGCAUCUUGCAUCUCUCGCUCUUCCUUUCUCUUAAGCACUUUGACGAUGGGAUAUAAAACCCAAGGUAUCCUUAAUGUUAUAUACAUGUAUUUUU
Trichoderma atroviride IMI 206040 is the source of this 755-nucleotide messenger RNA. RefSeq lists its product as uncharacterized. The record is from RefSeq and is a predicted model, not a curated record. Lineage: Eukaryota; Fungi; Ascomycota; Sordariomycetes; Hypocreales; Hypocreaceae.